This is a messenger RNA of Yamadazyma tenuis ATCC 10573, 6410 nucleotides long. NCBI's taxonomy places the organism in Eukaryota, Fungi, Ascomycota, Pichiomycetes, Serinales, Debaryomycetaceae. The record is from RefSeq and is a predicted model, not a curated record.
AUGGGUUCCCAUGCGGUUUCCGAAAACCUCAAUUCUGAGACCAAGUCGGUGAGCAAGGCCAAUAACAUCUCCACCACAAACACUCGAUUCCAGGCUAGCUCUAUAGCUUCCAUCGAAAACCUAUCAUACUACCCAACCACAGAUGAGAACUCUGAUUUUUUGAACGAUCUUAUGAUCCAAGUACAUCACAAAUUGACUGACGCUAGUCAUGAUACGAUUGUCUCUGCCACAGAUGUGAUUCUCGAGAUUUUGAAGAACGACGAAAUGUCUGUAACUGAUAAGCGACAGGAGAUAGACCUGCUCUUAGACACCAAGGUGACAGAUGUUGAGCUCAACGACUUGAUUAAUUUGGGUAAGAAAAUCACCGAUUACCGUCAACAUGAGCAGGCUGAUGACAACCAAGAAGGUAUGGCAAUUGUGUUUGAGGAAGACGAGGAUGAGGAAGAGAACGUCGCGGAGGCAGAAGCCGCUGUGGAAGAAGAAGAUGAUGAGUUCCGGUCGCCCGUACCAGUGGCUGAGUCGACUGCUGGUGAAGACGACUAUAUUGAUAAGAAACUUGUUGAUGUCGAGAAGGAUGUGGUGGAUGAUUUCAAGGUCAAGUUAGCGGACUUGGAGUUGAGUGGCUCAGACUUGGAAGGAGAACUUCUGAAUAUAGUAAAAGAUACACAGAUUCUUCACCACCUUUUGGACAACAGGUGGAAGAUUGUGUUCAAAAUGAAGUUCAUACGGUCGGGUUAUGAAUCCAUCAAGCAACAGCUCGUGGACCUCAACUUGUUGGAGUUGAUCGAAGAGUUCAAUGAGCUCAUGGCUGCGAACAAUAAGAAAAGACGGUUGUCUGAGGACAAUGUUGACAAAAGCACCAAGUCCACCAAAAUAGAGAAAAGAAUCCCAAAGAGAAUUGAUCUCGAGGCCUUGGUGUUUGACCAAGGUGCUCAUCUAAUGGCAUCUACGAAGGUGAAACUUCCUAAAGGCUCUUACCAGCAGAACAAGAAGCUCUACGACAUUGUGAGUAUUCCAGCUCCUGAAAUUCCAGAUGAGGUAAUAGAAGCCAGAAAGAAUCUUGUUCCUAUAACAGACAUGCCUGAAUGGGCCCAGGAAGCAUUUCCCUCUGGAGAAACUGCCACAUUGAAUGUGGUGCAAUCUAAAAUAUAUCCUAUGGCAUUUAAAACCGACGAGAACUUGUUACUUUGUGCUCCCACAGGGGCUGGUAAGACAAAUGUGGCAAUGUUAACAAUACUUCGGACUAUUGAAAACUUCAGAACUGAGUCGGGACAAAUCAAGUUGAACGAUUUCAAAAUGGUGUACAUCGCCCCUUUGAAAGCUCUUGUUCAAGAACAAAUGCGAGAGUUUCAAAGACGUCUCACAGCAAAUUACGGUGUGGUGGUCAACCAAUUAUCAGGAGACUCCAACUUGACCAAGCAGCAGAUUGUGGAGACCCAACUUUUGGUGGUGACCCCUGAAAAAUGGGACGUUAUAACCAGAAAAUCUACCGAUUUGUCCUAUACAAACCUCGUACGGUUGAUUGUGAUCGAUGAAAUCCAUUUAUUGCACGAUGAAAGAGGCCCAGUUUUGGAGAGUAUAGUAUCAAGAACCUUAAGACAAGUGGAGGAGACCGGCAACAAUGUGAGAUUAGUAGGGUUAUCUGCCACAUUACCCAACUUCGAGGACGUUGCUAGAUUUUUGAGAGUCGACAUGGAAAAAGGAUUAUUCUUCUUUAAUGCUACCUACAGACCAUGUCCUUUAGAGCAGAAAUUCAUUGGUAUCAAGGAGAAGAAGGCCAUCAAGAAGUUGGCUGCCAUGAACGAAGCUUGUUAUGAGAUGCUCACAGAUUCUAUACUCAGUAACCAACAGUUGAUCAUAUUUGUCCACUCAAGAAAAGAGACGUUCAAAACUGCCAAUUGGCUCAAGAACAAGCUUGAAGAGGAAGAAAAGCUAGAUUCCUUUUUGGGUUCAAGCUUGGGUGUCAAGGAAAUCUUGAAACUGGAAGCGGAUAUGAUGUUAAACAAAAAUCUACAGGAAAUUCUUCCCUCAGGAUUUGGUAUUCAUCAUGCUGGAUUAAACAAAGAUGAAAGAACCGUGGUUGAAGAUUUGUUUGCCCAGGGACAUAUUAAGUGUCUUAUUUCCACUGCUACUUUGGCCUGGGGUGUCAAUCUUCCUGCCCAUACAGUUGUUAUCAAGGGAACCGAAACAUACUCUCCAGAGAAGGGAACAUGGGUUCAACUUUCUCCGCAGGAUAUUAUACAAAUGCUUGGAAGGGCUGGAAGACCUAGGUACGAUAAAAGUGGUGAAGGUGUCAUUAUUACAUCCCAAGAUGAAAUUCAAUACUACCUUGCUAUUUUGAACCAACAACUCCCCAUUGAGUCUCAGUUAAUGGGGAAAUUGGCUGAUAAUAUUAAUGCUGAAAUAGUGUUGGGAACCAUAAGCUCAUUGGAAGAUGCCGUGAAUUGGUUAAGCUAUACUUAUCUCUACAUACGAAUGCUCAAAUCUCCUGCCCUAUACCAUGUGGGAGCUGAAUAUGGUAAUGAUGAAAACUUGUACUACAAAAGACUCGAUUUGGCUCAUUCGGCGUUGAUGGUAUUGCAAGAGAACAAUUUGGUGAACUAUAACCCGGUUCUGGGAAAUGUUAAAGCGACCGAAUUAGGAAAAAUAGCUUCCCAUUACUAUAUCAACUAUCGUACAAUGAACAUGUACAACAAUCAUCUUAAGCCCUGGUUGACGGAGAUUGAACUCUUGAGUAUCUUUGCAUCUUCUGGAGAGUUCAAGUUUAUCCCCUUGCGCCUGGAAGAGAAGUUGGAAGUUUCUAAACUUUACGAAAAGGUACCAAUUCCAAUCAAGGAAAACUCGACUGAUCCGCUUGCCAAAGUCAAUGUUUUGCUUCAAGCAUAUAUAUCACGCUUGACACUUGAAGGGUUCGCCUUGAUGGCAGAUAUGAUCUACGUUACGCAGUCUGCCGGAAGACUAUUGCGAGCCUUACACGAGAUUUGCCUCAGAAAGAACUGGGCUUCAGUUUCCAAAACUACUCUUGAUUUGUGCAAGAUGGUAGAGAAGAGAAUGUGGCUAACGAACUCCGCCUUACGGCAAUUUGGCUCUUCUGUCUCCAAGGAAAUCGUUAGAGCCACCGAAAGCUCUCAUGUUCCCUUUGUCAACUACUUCACUUUAUCUCCUGAAGCGUUGGCAGAGGCUGUCAAUUUAAAAGGGAAUAGUCGAAGAGUUCACGAGCUACUCAAGCAGUUCCCUAGAUUGAACUUGAGCUACUAUGCUCAACCACUCACACACAACUUGUUGAGAGUUCAAGUCGAGGUGGUACCCAAUUGGGAUUGGAAUCCUUCUGUUCAUGGGAACUUUCAGGAUUUCUUAUUAUUUGUGGAGGAUUGUGAUGGAGACAAAAUCCUCUAUAGAGACAAAGUCUCUUUCGCAAGAUCAUCCGAGAACAAAGAGUUAUUAGUGGAGUUCACUUUACCUUUUUUGGAUCCUGUACAACCUAAUUACUUUGUCAGCUUCAUUAAUGAUAGGUGGUUACACUCUGAGUAUAAAAUCCCGUUGAUGAUUUCAGACUUGAAGAUCCCCAAAAAGUCUCCUAAUUUCACCAAACUUCAAGACCAACCAAAUGUCUUAACGUCUGAGGUGAAAGUCCCUGACUUUAUUGAAACGUUUGACUUCAAGUAUUUCAACAAGUUCCAGUCUCAGGUGUUCCAGUCUCUCUACAACACAGAUGAUAACACCUUUAUUGGAAUGUCUAAGGGGUCAGGGAAGACUGUCUGUGCUGAGCUUGCCAUAUUGAGACACUGGAAGAACAAUAAAGGAAGAAUUCUCUAUUUGCAGCCAAAUGAGCAAGCAGUUUAUAAACUCACAAAGAGAUGGAAAAAGCUAUACAGAUCGAUAGGAGGCGAAGGGAAGGAGGUCGAAAAACUCACAGGUGAGUUGGCUACCGAUCUUGCUAUACUUUCGUCGAAUCAUUUGAUUUUGAGUACUCCAGAAGUGUUUGAUUUCGUAUCAAAGAGAUGGAGACAAAGAAAGGCUGUUCAGGCCAUUGAAAUGGUUAUUUGUGAUGAUGUACAGCUAAUUGGUUCUGGCUCGUCCGGUGUGUCUUACGAAAAUGUUGUUGCAAGGAUGAAGUUCAUUUCUUCUCAACUUGAAGUAAACAUUCGUUUCGUAGCUUUAUCAAGCACUUUGGCCAACGGAAGGGAUUUUGGUGAAUAUCUUGAAUGUCCCAGACAGUCUAUCUACAACUUUGAGCCUUCUGAAAGAUUCCACAAGAUUCAGGAAAUCGUCAUCCAGGGCACGAAUUUUGGUGAUAACAGAACCAUGCUUUUGAAUAGCAUUAAGCCAUCAUAUACCUUUUUGAAGAACAAUACUGGGCAAGGAAAAUCCCUUUUGUUUGUGUCUUCAAGAAAAAACUGUGUUGAAGCCGCUUACAACAUUGUUCAAAAUGCUGAAAAUGACAGUUGGAAGCUACUACGGUCAGAUGUCGCUCUGAUAGAAUCGUACCUUAAUAAAGUCAAGGACCAUACAUUGAAGGAGCUUUUAAAAAGAGGUGUUGGAAUAUUCUAUCCGGAUAUGAACUCGGUUGAUCAAUUGGUGGUGGAAAGACUUUUUGAAAGCGAAGUGCUUACUGUGUUAGUGGUUGCAAAAGAUUGUGCAAGCUUCUGUCCCCCAGCAAAUCAUGUAGUGGUCUUAGGAACUGAAGAGUACUAUGGGAGAGAACACAGGUAUGUGAACUUUCCCAUUAACACCGUAUUGGAAAUGAUUGGAUGUUGUUCUGACGAAAUGGGCCAGUCGAAAGUGAUGAUAUUCACUAGAAAUGCCACUAUGAACCACUAUAGCAAGUUUUUAAACGAAGGAUUACCUUUGGAAAGUUACUACAAUUCGAUGAUACACGAUAUUUUCAUCACUGAAGUUAGUAACAGAACAUUCAAAGAAAGACAAGACUGUGUUGAUUGGUUGACAUUCACCUAUUUCUACCGAAGAUUACAAAUGAACCCCAGCUUCUACGAUGUCAAAGAUACUUCGCAUAUGGGAAUAUCAGAAUUCUUAUCGGAUUUAGUGGAAGAAACCAUCAAGGACCUCACUGACAACAACUUGAUCGAGUUGGAAGAAGCCGAGGAAAUUUUAUCUCCAUUGAAUGGGGCCUUAAUUGCCUCCCAUCACAAUGUUUCUUACCAUACGAUGGUGGAGUUGAACAAGUUGGACAAUAAGACCAAGUUGAGAGGAAUUUUGGAGAUCGUUUGUUCGGCUGCUGAGUUCGAAGAAUUACCUAUGAGACUUGGAGACUCCACCAAUCUUCAGAAGAUAUACAAUCAGGUUCCGGUCAAGUCCAGUAAUCCAGAUUUCGAGUCUCCGUACUUCAAGACAUUUAUACUCCUUCAAGCACACUUCUCUCGUCUUCAACUCCCAUUGGACUUGAGAGCCGAUCUUGUUUUCAUCUUGAAACAAGUCAUGAAGGUCAUUGGUGCUUGUGUCGACACGGUUUCAAGUGAAGGGUAUUUGAAUGCCAUCCAAGUGGUUGACUUGUCCCAAAUGGUGAUUCAGGGAAUUUGGAACCGUGACUCGCCAUUGAAGCAGAUUCCUCAUAUUAACGAAGGUAUUUUGACCCGAUGUAAGAAGUACAAUGUUGAAACGGUUUAUGAUAUAAUGGCUCUUGAAGAUGAUGAACGAGAUGAUGUGCUCCAGCUUGAGGAGGCUGAAUUGGAAGAUGUGGCCGAAUUUGUCAAUAAAUAUCCCAAUGUGGAUAUCAGCUAUGAACUCGAAGAAUCAGUUGUAGCAAACGAGCCAGUGAUGGUGACAGUGAAUCUCGAAAGAGAUGAGGAAAUGGAGGACUUGUCGGUGGUGUCGUCUGUGUUUGAAUCUCAUAAGCGAGAGGAAUGGUGGAUUGUGAUUGGAGAUGCUGCUUCCAAACAGCUUUAUGGUAUCAAAAAGACCUCAAUUGCCAAAGAAAGUCAGACGGUGCAAUUGGAGAUGACGAUACCGAGUAGUGGUAAACACAAUCUCACGAUUUGGUGCAUGUGUGAUUCGUACUUGGAUGCCGAUAAGGAGGUGAGUUUGGAGGUGGAGGUGCAGCCUGGGGAGUAGAGAAGUUUUGCAACAAUCAAAAAUUGAGAAUAGAGGGUUCAUGCUAAAAUUAUGGUGGUUAGGUGGGCAAGUACUACAUCUGUGCCAUCAGCCAAGCAUUACAUCUGUGACAUUAACGAGCUCAUUAUGCCUCAACCUUGCAUAUCUAUAGAAAAAUAUAAGCAAUUUGUAACCAAGUUGAGCUCUGGAUAAAUAUAGAGUCUGUUGUAAUAUCAAUUCGACAGUCACUGUCAGGCACGAAGUGAGUAUAUAGUAGUCAACUAAACAAGAUCGCAUUCACGGACUUGUCAGAAAAGUUCAGAAGAAGCUAUCUCAUCAUCGCCAUAAAGGUGCGAGGAAAA